UUUCCCCCUUGGGGAGGGACCGCCUCUCCUCUUUAUGGGACUCUGGGGCUGCCACUCUAUAAAGUGUCCGUGGUAGCUCCAGUGAGAUCUGCCACGCAGCACCGCGCCCUCCCCGGCCCAGACCUCAGCCACCUCGCCAUGCGGUUGCUACCAUUGUCCAGCCUCCUCUGCAUCCUUCUCCUCUGUGUGUCUGUCUUCUUCGGGGAAGCGAAAAGGCAUCGGACCAAGACACCAACGAAACCCAGGCUCUGCUGCCGCCGAGUUCUGGGCUCCCACCUGCAAGGGAACCGCACCCGCCUGUGUGAACCAUGCAAGUACAAGCUGAAGACAGCAGGGCGUUGGGUGGUACCCGGGGCACUCCCGCAGGUGUAGCAGCGCUGCCCACCGGGAGCCUGAGCCCCGUCAACUGGGCAGCAGUGAGCAGUGCUGGAGAGGGAGCCCAGGACUGGUCCAGGCCCUGCACAGGAGCAGCUCGGCUGAGGGCUUUGGGCCCCAUCGGUGCGGCAGCCAAGGAGCCCUCCAAGAGCCGGAGAAGCUACAAAUCCAGACACCCCCGGCCCUGGAGACUCGGGGUGGCCAGACCAGGCAGUCGGCCAGGACUGCAGUCCAGGGCCCCAACCCCCACACCCUGUGACCACCUGCCUCGAUUCCUGAUGUGUCAGCUGCAAAGAGCCCGAGGCAAACAGAACCAAUAAAAACACGCACACUGCA
Messenger RNA from Cavia porcellus (domestic guinea pig), 711 nucleotides. RefSeq names its product G protein-coupled receptor 15 ligand (gene Gpr15lg). The record is from RefSeq and is a predicted model, not a curated record. Bases 139 to 372 code for a protein of 77 amino acids. Gene Ontology annotation, molecular function: G protein-coupled receptor binding. The transcript has 3 exons. Lineage: Eukaryota; Metazoa; Chordata; Mammalia; Rodentia; Caviidae.